AUGAAUCUCUGGGAGGCCGCCGAGGCCCCGCCUGAGAGCGACCUCACAAAACAAAUAGUCGCCGUCAUCAACUAUGACACCCACGAGAUCAGCUACGCGUACGCAGAAGUUGACAGCCCGCCACAAGGCCAAGCACCGACGAUCACAUACCAUGAGCUCUGGCUAGACACAUCGAACAGGCCCCACCGAACUGGCAACACUAUCGACCCGACGGGCCACAUGAUCGCUUCCACCGAAUUCGACGUUAAUUUCGACCUCGUCUUUGGCUCCUUCGGAACCGAGCUCUCAGACGCCACCGAGGAGAGACAGUGGAGGAAGUAUGUUCACAGGGCCCUCAACGUCCGCAAUCGCAACCCGGCCCACCUAGAAGACAAAAAGUGCCGCCUCUGUGGAGUGGCCGAGGAGAGCAUGCUACACCUAGUCGAGUGUAUGCACUGUAAGCCACUGUGGAAAAAGUGCCUAACAUUCUGCCGAGAUGUCCUGGAGGGCCCAGUACGCCCGCAGACACAUAGAGCCAUUAUCUUUAACCAAGAGAACUACGACACGUUGCUCCCCGAAGCGGCCUGCGCCUUCAUCCGCCACGCCUUCAACAUCUUCUAUCACGACUUCGCCAACGUCGACAAGGGCUUCAUGUUCAUAUGGCAGCGAGUCUACUACAGGGCCCUCACCUCCUUCCGAAGCGCGGUCAGACGAUAUGGCGGCAAGAUCCGACUCCAGUACACACACCGCCUGCACACGUCCCUCACGGAAGUGGCAGGGAAGUGGUCUCAGAAGACAACACUCAACAGGAAAAAAUUCGCCUCAAUUAUUAGCAUCGACCAACAGGGGAACUCUACCCUGAACGACAGCUUCACAGCAGCCAUAGACCAGGCCUACUCAGACCUUAAGGCUGAGGAGAACAGGCAACAACCCAGACGGCUCUAA
This is a messenger RNA of Emiliania huxleyi CCMP1516, 924 nucleotides long. RefSeq lists its product as hypothetical. The transcript is spliced from 2 exons. The coding region runs from base 1 to 924 and encodes 307 amino acids. NCBI's taxonomy places the organism in Eukaryota, Haptophyta, Isochrysidales, Noelaerhabdaceae. The record is from RefSeq and is a predicted model, not a curated record.